Dunckerocampus dactyliophorus (ringed pipefish) is the source of this 8765-nucleotide messenger RNA. RefSeq names its product neogenin 1a (gene neo1a). Gene Ontology annotation, biological process: cell-cell adhesion. Gene Ontology annotation, molecular function: protein binding. The record is from RefSeq and is a predicted model, not a curated record. Lineage: Eukaryota; Metazoa; Chordata; Actinopteri; Syngnathiformes; Syngnathidae. Gene Ontology annotation, cellular component: membrane. The coding region runs from base 479 to 5002 and encodes 1507 amino acids. The transcript has 29 exons.
AAGCUCCAACCCUCCACCACCACGCUGCUCCCUCAAGUCCCGACCGCGAGCGGUGAGCUCGCGCCGGCCGAGAUUCGUCUCUUUGCCUGGAUGACAUUUUGUUCUCUCAAGUAGCUGCUUCUUGGUUUGUGCUGGUGGCAGACAUUGGAGAGAAAAAGUCGGAGUGUUGGGGCCUCCUCGCCCACAAACCUUGUCUUUACGCUGCGCCUCCGUGGCCAUGGAUUGAUUGGUGUUUUUUUCACUUCGACCUCUGCCUCGACCAAGUUGAGAAAAGAGUGUAUUUAACCUGCGGCUCUCUCUUUUAAGCUACAUGUUCCAUCCGGGCUGUUUUUGAAGUACCUGGCACCGGAUGAGUCUUCGCUGGUUGGCUCUUUGAACUUUUUUCCUUGCGCAUUUUUCCAACACCAACUGGGGAUUUUUGUGUAAGGAUUAAACGUCGGGAUUCGUGAAGCCUGCAAAGAUUUAUUUGUGAAAAGUGAUGGCUGAGCGGGGAGCUCUGGGGCUCCUCUCGCUCCUCUCCUGUCUCACCUUUCUGUGCACGGCUGCAAAGCACGUCGACAAAGCAUCUGCACCGCAGCCUUUCAGCCCCUUCUGGUUCACCGUGGAGCCCCAAGACACAGUGGCAAUUCGAGGCAACUCUGCACUGCUCAACUGUUCAGUGCACAGCGAUGCAGCCACCCCAGCUCGCAUAGAGUGGAAGAAAGACGGCACCUUCAUGAGUCUAGUUUCAGAUGAGAGACGGCGUAUCCUUCCCGACGGCUCCCUGCUCUUCACCCAUGUGGUUCACUCAAAGCACAACAAACCCGAUGAGGGCACCUACCAGUGUGUUGCCACCAUCGAAAGCCUGGGGUCCAUUUCUAGUCGUACGGCACGCCUCUUUGUUGCAGGAAUGCCGAGGUUUGUCAGCCAGCCAGCACCUUCCACUGUGCGUCUCGGUGACAGUCAGGUCAUGGCGUGUGAGAUCAACUCAGACCUUUUGCCCUUCACGCGGUGGGAGAAAGACCGUCAGCCCCUGGAGCUCAACUCAAGGCUAGUGCAGUUACCCAGUGGUGCCUUGGUGAUCAGCAAUGCCACUGAGAAUGAUGCUGGUCUAUACCGCUGCUUGGUGGAGAAUGUGGGUUCGUCAAAGUCCAGUGAGGAGGCACAGCUCCAGAUGCUGCCAGAAACCGGAGAAGAGAGGAAGUUGGAGUUCCUUAUGCAGCCUGCGUCUGUGACCAAGGUGCUGGGUGCCAGCAUCCUGCUCCCCUGUGUGGCCACGGGUUUUCCAACACCACAUGUUCGAUGGAUGUUUAAAGACAAGCUGCUACAGGAAAGUGAGGGCCGUGUGGAAUUACUCGGAGGUGGAAGUCUUCAGAUUUUCAAUCUUUCUCAAGACGACAGUGGCAUCUACACCUGUGUUGCUGACAGCACCAAUGCAACCAUCGAAGCCCAGGCCCAACUCAUUGUGCAAGUUCCACCCCAGUAUGUGAAGCGACCGAGCAACAUUUACGCCCAUGAGUCCAUGGACAUCGUGUUUGAGUGUGAAGUCACAGGUUCCCCCGCCCCCACUGUUAAAUGGGUGAAGAAUGGAGAUGCUGUCAUCCCAAGCGACUACUUCAAAAUAAUUAAGGAGCACAACCUUCAGGUUCUGGGCCUGGUCAAGUCUGAUGAGGGUUUCUACCAGUGCCUUGCAGAAAAUGAUGCAGGAAACAUUCAAUCCAGCGCACAACUCAUCAUCUUGGAUCACGACGAAGCCCUGCCCCCUCUUCCUCCCCCCUCACUGACUCCUAACACUACUGACCAUGUAACGCCAGGCUCCGGAGGUACAGCAGGUCAAGCAGGGCCCACUCCCUCCGCCCCCCGUGAUGUCGUGGCUUCGCUGGUUUCUACUCGCUUCAUCAAGCUUACCUGGCGCCCGCCGGCUGAACCGCAUGGAGACGAGCUAACCUACUCUGUUUUCUACAGCCAGGAAGGCACGAGCAGGGAACGAGUUGUAAAUACAAGCCGACCAGGGGAGUUGCAGGUCACCAUCCAGAACCUAAUGCCAGACACCAAAUACCGCUUCAGGGUUGUGGCCCACAACGUUAAUGGCCAGGGAGAAAGCUCUGCAGGGCUAAAGGUGGCCACCCAGGCUGAAGUCCAAGUGCCCGGCCCGGCCCCAAACCUGCUGGCGGCAUCGAAUACACCAACAUCCGUCACUCUGAGUUGGGAUAAACCCCUCACGGGAAAUGGAGAGAUCCUCACCUACAAGUUGUACUACACAGACAAAAGCAUUGGCAAUGAACAGGAUGUUGAUGUUGACGGUCAGUCAUACACCAUGACCGGGUUGAAAAAGAACACACAGUACAGUUUCCGUGUGGUGGCCAACAACAAGCACGGUCCAGGUGUUUCCACUGAUGACAUCACAGUCCGCACGCUGUCUGAUGUGCCAAGUGCCCCUCCUCAAAAUUUCACUCUGGAGGUUCAGAACUCAAAGAGCAUCAUGCUUCGGUGGCAGCCCCCGCCUUCAAAUUCCCAGAAUGGGGAAAUCACCGGCUACAAAAUACGAUACCGUAAAGGAUCACGCCGAAGUGAGACAGCAGAAACCACCGGGGGGACCCAGCUUUCCAAGCUCAUUGACGGUCUGGAACGUGGGACAGAGUACUCCUUUCGGGUGUCAGCUAUAACCGUGAACGGUACAGGCCCAGCCACCGACUGGACCGCAGCAGAGACAUUUGAGAGUGAUCUGGAUGAAUCGCGAGUCCCAGACCAGCCCAGUUCACUUCACGUCCGUCCACUGGUCAACAGCAUCGUGGUGAGCUGGACGCCACCAGAGAACCAGGACAUCGUUGUACGUGGGUACACCAUCGGCUACGGCAUUGGCAGCCCUCAUGCUCAGACCAUCAAAGUAGAUUACAAGCAGCGCUACUACACAAUCGAAAACCUCGACCCCAGCUCCCACUAUGUGAUCACACUCAAGGCCUACAACAAUUUGGGUGAGGGGAUUCCUGUGUAUGAGAGCGCCAUCACCAGGCCACAGUCAGACCCCAUAGACCCUGAUGUUGACCUGUACGAACUCUUCCAUGCUCCAUACACCCCAGUACCAGAUCCCACCCCCAUGAUGCCUCCUGUGGGUGUUCAGGCCUCCGUACUGAGCCACGACACCAUCAAGGUGACCUGGGCGGACAACUCACUGCCCAAGAACCAAAAGAUCACAGACAACCGCUACUACACAGUGCGCUGGAAGACCAACAUCCCCGCGAACACUAAAAUGAAGAUGGCCAACACCACUAGCCUGAACCACAUGGUGACUGGACUGAAGGCCAACACGCUCUACGAGUUCUCUGUCAUGGUGACCAAAGGCCGCCGCACUAGCACAUGGAGCAUGACAGCCCAGGGCACCACCUUUGAAACUAUUCCUAGCUCCUCCCCCAAAGAUGUGACAGUGGUGAGCAAAGAGAACAAACCUCGCACCAUCAUCGUCAACUGGCAGCCUCCUUCAGAGGCCAAUGGAAAGAUCACAGGUUACAUCAUCUACUACAGCACAGACGUCAAUGCAGAGGUCCACGACUGGGUUAUCGAACCCGUGAUGGGCAAUCGCCUAACCCACCAGAUUCAGGACCUGACUCUGGACACCACCUACUAUUUCCAGAUCCAAGCUCGAAACUCAAAAGGCACGGGCCCAAUGUCUGAUGCUGUACAGUUUCGAACCCCAAAGACUGAGUCCUCUGACAAAAUGGCUAAUGACCAAGCCUCAAGCCUUCCAUCCAAGCCUGGACCUCCAGGCAACCAACUUCCCUUGGAUCCUGGCUCAGCAGUUGGCAAAUCGGGGAUGGGAAACAGUGAAAAUCACAUCUUGGUCAUUGUCAUCAUCAUCUCAGUGGGCGCGUUCACCAUCAUUGUGGUGGUGGUGGGGGCCUUUCUGUGUACACGACGCACCACAUCCCACCAGAAAAAGAAGCGCGCGGCCUCCAAGUCCUCCAACGGCUCGCACAAAUACAAGGGGAACUCCAAGGAUUUGAAACCGCCUGAUCUUUGGAUUCACCACGAGCGGCUGGAGCUCAAACCGAUGGACAAGUCGCCGGAGCCAAACCCGGUCAUGACCGAGACGCCUAUCCCCCGCACCUCCCAAGACAUUACUCCGGCUGACAGCGGCAUGGACUGCAAUCCCCACCUGCAGCAGCGGCGCAACUCCUAUCGUGGCCAUGAAUCAGAGGACAGCAUGUCUACACUUGCAGGCCGGCGGGGGAUGAGGCCUAAAAUGAUGAUGCCUUUUGAUGCACAGCCACCUCAGCCUGUAAUUAGUGCUCAUCCCAUCCAUUCCCUUGAUAACCAUCAGCACCAUUAUCACAUGGGCAGCCUGGCGUCGCCAACACGCAGCUACCUCUACCACCAAGGCAGCGGGCACCCCCGCCCACAUGCCUGCGCCACCCCCAUUUCCCAUCUAGACAGGGUGGACUCCACAGAAUCAGUGAGGAACACACCUUGUUCUGACCCUCUGCCGCCAGCCGCCUCAUCCUCGCAGGCCUCCUGCCCCUCGGAGAUCCUGGUAGACCCCGAGGGCAGCUACCACGGCUCCACCACCACAGAGGAGGAAUCGUGCUACACCAGCAACCUUCCUCCCCUUCGCUCAGCCCACCCCCACGCUCACGCUCACCCUCUAAAGAGCUUCGCAGUACCUGCCAUCCCAGCUACUAGUCACCCCUCCUUUGAGUCUCCUGCCCUGCCCAGCACGCCCCUGCUAGCUCAGACUGGUCCCCCCACACACCCCCAUGUCGUCAAAACAGCCUCCAUUGGGACUCUAGGAAGGACUCGAACACCAAUGAUCGUCACUGUGCCCAAUGCCCCCGAUGUCCCAGAGACCAGCAAGAUGCUUGAGGAUGUUGAUAGCGUGCUUGCCUCCCUGCCCCCCUGCCCGUCCCCCGCCCCUCGCAGUAACCCUGUUCCUCUCCCUCAGAGCUACGAGCCUGAUGAGUUGACCGAGGAGAUGGCCCACCUGGAGGGCCUCAUGAAGGACCUGAACGCCAUCACCACUGCACCAUGAACACGCACGCACGCAGGCACGCACGCACACACACACACACACACACACACACACACCCCUGUCACCAUACAGGUACAAGCGUGCGUAAGGAAAGUCCAUUCAUAAAAACCCAUCAACCGUGGGAAGCCAGUAGCCCGUGGACACAACAUGACAAAACUUUCUUCCCGGCGUACCUUUCUCAGUCUCAGGAAGGAGAUGGCCAUCAGAGGGACGCAACGUGAGACGCUUGUUUUUAUGAAGAACCAUUCUUGGAGAGCUUUGAAAUAGCUGAACUUUCUCAGUCAAAAUACAAACGUUUGUGUUUGUUUGGUGCCACACCACCACAGUGCACGUCCAUGUGGAAAGUCCAACAACAUGCUGGUAUUGAUGUUGGUUUCUUUGUGUGUAUCUUCUUGGGCAGGUGAUCCUUGCUUUCCAAGCCCACAUGAGUCAUAAAUAGUCCUUUAUGUUUUUAUCCCAUGACUGUGUAUUGUUUUCUAUGUUAUUAUAUACUUUAUUUUUACACACUUAUAAACAUGUACAUAUGUUGUUUUGGGGUUUUUUUAACUGCCUCAUGCUUUUGAGGUCCUCGUGAGGGGGAUCACACAGGAGAGUGGUGGACUUCUUACAGCGAACGGAGUGUUUGAAUGGAUUCUGGCAGUGUGUUGCUUACCAGCGUGUUUGCAGGUGGGAAGGUCUUCAGUGCGUGGGACUGGACCGUGCGUCCUCACAGGCCGCUGUCGGACUCAGGGUGCUAACCCCCCUUCCUUCUUCUACACCCUCCCAUCGCAGUCAAACAAUCGCCUACAACACACAAGAGUUGUCUUUUCUACAAAAGUUUGAAUGUGUGCAUUCUUUCCAAAAAUUAAAAAAAAACACAAUACGUGGAGUUUACACGACUUCCUGCAGUUCCUCGAAUGCAGCGUCACAUCAUAGGAUGCAAAUAUGUUGGUCUUUGUGUGCAUCAGGGGUGUCCAAAGUGCAUUUUUAGCAGCCCGCAACUCCUUUUUUUUUUUUUUUUUUUUUUGCCCAUUCAAAUUUUUUGAUAUUACACAAAUUUGCUUUGCCAUCUAAAACAAAAAGUAUUUUGCAUCUGUAAUACACAAAAUGUGUGUAAAGUGGUCGCAUGCAUCCUUCAUUUUUUCUGUAAGCGGCCUUCGUUGGAUAUUUUGAACAGCCCUGAUGUACUCUUUUUUUUUUUGUUUGAGGCAAAGAAAACCCUUCCAGGAACUUCAUGUCAAGGCUGGUUCUCCAUCCCCUGCUACCCAAAGAAAUGACUCAUUUACAAAAUUGUACUUUGGUGAUGUCUCUCAUAAAUGUCCAUGGUCAUGAAUGUCAAUAGAAGUGGAAGAGAUUUGAAGUAUGGAUACAUUUUUGGGGGUGUGGUAGGAUUGGUUAAAAAAAAAAGCACCAGACUCCAUUUGGGAAAGAAUCUAUUGAGUUGUAAACAGUUCAACCUGUAUUGCACUUUUUCACAAUUUUUGAAAAGUACAUUUCUUACAUAUCUUGUGUUUUGAAUAUCAAAUGCUGUUUGUGUAAUGUAGUGUCCUAGGUAAGCAGCAGGCAGCUGGUCUUGUUUUGUUUCGUUUUUUUGUUUGUUUGUUUUUGUUUCUGCUCCAGAGAUAUGAAUUUUAGCAGACAUGCUCAUGAUGAGGAAUUCUGUUGUUGCUUGUUCAUGUACAGAACUUCCUUUGCUUUCUGUAGGAAAACAAACAAAUCUGUGUCUUUUUAAGAAAACGAUGAAAACAUGUUUGGGGAAAAAAGGUGUUUUUUUAUUGAUGUAUACAAACUAUUAUGAAUACUAACAAAAUAAACGUUUCUGAUCGUUUUCUUUCAUUACAUAUACAAGAAGAUGAAGCAGGCAAAAGGUUGUCUUGUACGUGAUUACACUCUACAGCCUCGUGGUGCAUCACGCAUGCUUCAGCUAUUACACCUUUUCUACCGGAUCCCAUUAGUGUGCACGUGUACCUAAUGCUGUGUCUGCUUUAAACUUUAAAACAAAACAAAAAAAUAAGAACUUCGAAAAAAAAAUAGCUGCAAUUUUAAGAGAAUAAAGUAAAAAUAUUAGGAUAAGCUGAUAACAGAAGAAAAAUGUCAUCUUUGAGGAGGAAGUAUUCCAAUAAUGAAAGUCGUCAUGUGAGGGGUAAACGGUUAUUUUAGAAGCAUAAAGUUGAAGUGUUAAAAAAAAGAUGUUCAGUUUUAAAGUAAUAUUUAUUUUAAAAAGUUUUUAAAAAAAAAUUAGGAAGUUGUAAUUCUACAAGAAUAACAUCAAUAUGUUAAAAUCAUAAUCACAGAAAAGUAAAAAGAAAAAACACCCAUCAAAAUAAAAAGUACCAUUUUAGCAAAUAGCGUAUUUUUACAAUAAUAAAGUUUUAAUAUGAUGGGCGGGAAAAAAAAUAUUUUAGAGCAUGAAGUUGAAAGAUUAAAGAAAAACGUUAUGAUGUUUUAAUUUUAAAGUUACAAUAUCAGAAAAAAAAACCUUCAAGAUGGGGGGGAAGUUACAUUUAGGGAAUAAAGUCAAAAUAUGGGAAUGAAGUUAUAUGGAGAGAAAAAAUGAAGAACUAUUUGUAAAAUUAAAAAAAAUCUACAUAACAUAAGAAAAAAGUUUUGUGAAAACAACUUUUUACCAGAUUAAAGUAAUGUGAAGGGGGAAAUUAUUUUUUAAAACAAAGUUGAAAUAUUAAAGAAAAAAAAGACUUAAAGUUGUCAUAUUAUGAGAAACAAAACAGAGAAAUGUUGCAAAAUUAUUAGGUUGAGAAACAGUUGAUAUCACAAGAAUAAAGUCAAAAUAUCAUGGGAAGAAAGUCUUAAUACAUGGUGGAAAUACGCACGAGAACAAAGUUGAAAUAUUUGUCAAUUCUAAAAAAAAAAAAAAGCAAACAGCAGAAAUUAGGAAAAAAGCUGUAAUUUUACAAGAAUAAAGUCAAAAUAUUAGUAGAAUAAGUUGAUAUUAGGAGAAAAUGAUUUUUACAAUAAGUAAUAUGAAGGAGAACAUUUUCAUUUCAAAAACAUAAAGUUGAAAUUUUGAGAUUAAAAUCCAACAAUAUUUUCAGAAUAAAGUCAAAAUAUUAUGCAGUAAAGUAAUUCCAGUCACAGAAAAAAAUGUAAGAGAAGAAAGUUUAAUAUUUGUAAAAUGUAAAAUAAAGCAAACAUUUUAAAAAGCAGUCAUUUUAUUAGAAUAAAGUUAUAACAUAAAGCUAAUUAUUUUUUUAUAAGUCGUAAUGUUAUGAGCGACAAACAAAAGAGAGACAAGUUGCAAUUAUUGGUAAAUAUGUCAUCGUAGUAAUGAUACAACAAUAAAACCAUAAUAUUGAGAAAAACUACACGAAGAAAGUUGAAAUACUUUAAACAUUUUCUUUAAUGCAAAAUGGGGGGGCACUUUACUAGAAUAGUCUAAAUAUUAAGAGAAUAGUCAUAAUAUUAAGAGAAAAAGUCAUAUUUGUAGAAAAUAAAGUCAUAAGAAUCUCUGUGUGGAGUUUGCAUGUUCUCCCCGUGCUUGCGUGGGUUUCCUCCCACAUCCCAAAAACAUGCAUGUUAGGUUAAUUGGCGACUCCACUGUAAAUUGUCCAUAGGUAUGAAUGUGAGUGUGAAAGGUGGUUUGUCUAUAUUUGCCCUGCGAUUGCUGGCGACCAGUCGGGUCCAGGGUGUACCCCGCCUCUCGUCCAAAGUCAGGUGGGUUUGGCUACAGCAUACACACACCCGGGACCCGAGUGAGGACAAGCGGCAUAGAAAAUGAAUGAAUGAAUGUCAUAAGAAAAAAAGUUGUAUUCUUUUUAGUCCAUAA